AUGCAUUGGUUUCGAUAUAUAGCGCUAGCGUUAGUGCUUUUUGAGAUUAAUACCGUUCGAGGAGACUUUGGUAUAACGCCUGCUAUUUCUGGAGCUACCAUAGUGGAACAGUAUGCACGCCGAAUCCGCGAUGAAGCUAAUGGGAUCGCCAGUGCGUAUGGAGACAUCGCUCUCGAGGGGCCUUCGCCAGCGUUUAACGAUGCAGCUGCUGCCCUCAAGGCGAUGUACGAGCAGAUUGUAGGGUUUAUUCUACCCAUCGCUCAGUCUAUCGGUACACUGGCACUGAACGACGUGGGUCCUGCGGAGGAUCUGUUUGGAGAUGCUGAUACGAAGAUAACCGCCAUGUCUACGUUCAUUACUGGCAGUGCACAAACCCUGCUGUCCGCUGUACAGACGAAAGUUAGUAUUUUCGUGCGUACCGAACUGAAUGACAUCCUUAACACCAUCAAGGCAACGCUGACCGAGCUUCGUAACGCUUUGAUUACACUCCGGGCAGCCGUGAUAAAUGCUCGCACUAAUCGUGCAACUUCCUCGAACGUUCAGAACUACGUGAAACCUUCCAUGGUGGUGUUAGUGCAAACGAAAACGCUGCAACUCGCUACGGAUCUGCCAGCAGCAUCCUUCUCCGCUAUUGAGUCGGCACGUACUAUCAAUCAGGCGAAUGUAUUCAUCCAGACCGGCAUUGCCGUUUCGAGUGGUACCACACUGUCUGAGCUGUGGGAAAGUGAGAUGCUGAAGGAAUAUGAGAAGAUUAUAAACUUCUUGCAGCGAUUGAAGACGCUCGUAGACACGGAAAUUCCACUAGUGAACGAACGAAUUGGUCAGUUUGCUCAGGUUUUCAUUGCACUAACCACACCGCCUCUAAUGAAGUAUAGCGAGAUCGAUACAGUGUACCGCAAAAUCAUAUCUGGUAUUGAAGACAAUGUUCUCAAUGCGUACAAAACACUAGUCGCAUAUGCCAUCGAAUACAUCAAUAAUCUACUCAAUAAUUUCUACCCACCGAUCGAACCUGCCAUCAAGCGCCUAUCGGAGGUGUUGGUCCAGCGAGGAAAGUACGGUGACUUCUGCUUCGAAACUUACUACCCAAAGAUAGAACAGUAUCUGUUUUCGGGCGAAAUGAGUUUGCUGACGUGUAUUAAUGCAGAGCUUGAGCGAGAAAAGUUUCUGAUGGAAGCGAUAGUGGAGGUGAUCUAUGAGAUGCAGUUCUUCCUAGAGGAUACUAACGCUUAUCUGAAGACUUGCUACCGCAUAUCGUUGUUCGAUACACCGCUGGCCAAUCAAUGCUUGCAGGAGCAUACGGAAUUUUCUGAACUCAUCCCUUGUACGGCCAUCAAGGAGUACGCCACCCUGCUUCAGCUGCUGUGCAAAGAGGUAGACUCACUGCGGUUCCGAAUGUGGGCCUGUGUGUCCCGCGACACGUCAAGGUUCCCACUCGAGGCAAAGGACAUACUGGCCAGCAUUGAAAAAUGCCAAGAAUUUGGUCCUAUCGUAUAA
Anopheles maculipalpis is the source of this 1494-nucleotide messenger RNA. RefSeq lists its product as uncharacterized. NCBI's taxonomy places the organism in Eukaryota, Metazoa, Arthropoda, Insecta, Diptera, Culicidae. The coding region runs from base 1 to 1494 and encodes 497 amino acids. The transcript has 3 exons. The record is from RefSeq and is a predicted model, not a curated record.